Molecule: messenger RNA, 1602 nt
Organism: Monoraphidium neglectum
Lineage: Eukaryota; Viridiplantae; Chlorophyta; Chlorophyceae; Sphaeropleales; Selenastraceae
Exons: 7
Coding region: 1-1602 (533 amino acids)
Molecular function (GO): protein binding
Source: RefSeq, a predicted model, not a curated record
AUGAGCAGCCUCGCGUUGGGCCUGCUGGGGCCCUUUCCCGCGCUCCAGUAUGUGAACCUUGCAUUCUGCAAGCUCGGGCCGGCGGCCGCCGAGAGCCUCGGGCAGGCGCGUGGCGACGCCGCCGCCGCCACCGCCCGCCCCCGCCCUCCGCGCCCCCGAGCCGCGCUGCUCUACGCCUGCCAGCUCCGCGUCCUCGCCGUAUCCUUGUCCGAGCUCCCCCCCGCCGCCGCCCGCACGCUCGCCGCCGCCGCGCGCCGCCUGUCGCCGCCGCCGAAGCAGCCGCCGUCGCUUGAGUGCCACCUGCAGGCGGGGACGGUGCGGGUGGCGGGGGUGGAGGCUCUUGAGCUGCUGUUGGUGGAGGAUGAGGCGGCGCUCAUAGCAGAGGCCUGGGGUGACGUCACCGGGGGCCCGAGCUUCGAGCCCUCGCCGCCGCCCGCGGCGGCCGCCGCGGCCCCUGCUCCCCAGCAGCAGCAGCAGCCGCAGCAGCAGCAAGAGUUGCAGCAGCAGCAGCAGCAGCAGCAGCAGCAGCAGCAGCAGCCCGCGUGCGGCCCCUGCUGCGCCGACGCCGGCGACGGCGGCGACGGCGCUCCGCCCGGCCCGGCGCUGGGGCCGGGGCCGGGGCCGCGGCUGGCGCUGGUGGUCUGCCAGUCCGAGGCGGCGGCGUGCCUGGCGCGGGUGCCGGAUGUUGUUGGGGACAUGGACACGUUAGAUCUUUCUGGGCUGGGCCUGGGGAAUGCGGGGGCUUACGAGAUCGCACAGACCCUGGCCGGCGACCCCCCCUUGCGGCGUUUGGUGCUGGCGGACAACAACAUCGGCAUGGAGGGCGCCGCGGCGCUGGCGGAGGCGCUGCGCAGCAACGCGGCGCUGCAGGAGCUGGACCUGAGCAGCAACGAAUUCGACGACGCCGCGGCCGGCGCGCUGGCCGACGCCACGCGCGGCGCGCGGGGGCUGCGGCGUCUGGUGCUGCUCGGCAACAAGAUCCCCUUCGACCUGGGCACCCUGCGGCAGCUGAUGGAGGCCGAGGCGUCCAGCGGCCACGUGCACCUGGUGCUGGUGGAGGACCCGCGGGAGGUGCUGGAGCGCCUGGCAGCAGCACGCGCACAGGAUGGCGGCGCCGCGGGCGAGGAGGGCGGCGGCGCCGCUCAGCCGAGGGACGAGUACGCCAGGGCGGCCGAGUUCUUCGAGCGUCAGGAGCAGCACCGGUCGGCGCGGCGCGCGCGGCGGCAGGCGCGGCAGCAGCGGGCCGCGGCCAAGGUGGCGGCGGCGGCAAAGGCCGCCGAGAGCCAGCAGGCGGCGCCGGCGGCGGCGCCGGAGCUGCCGCCCGGCGCGGCGUGGCAGGCGCCUCCGCCGGACCGUCCUCGCAGCCCAUUUGCGGUUGAGGCACCGGCGCCGGCGCCGGCGUCUGAGGAGGGCGCGGCGGGGGCCGGCGGCGGCCUGGACCUCCGGGAGGGCAGCGGCAGCAGCGGCGGCUCGGGCGGCGGCGCUUCCGGCGGGUCGCCGCGGCGCGGCGCCGGGAGCCGCGCAUCGUCGUCGGUUGCUGACGAGGACACCUGCGGCAUCUGCUUCGACAAUGACGACCACGUGGCCAUCAAGUACUGGUGA